This is a messenger RNA of Anguilla anguilla (European eel), 5709 nucleotides long. RefSeq names its product pleckstrin homology-like domain, family B, member 2a (gene phldb2a). Gene Ontology annotation, molecular function: protein binding. The record is from RefSeq and is a predicted model, not a curated record. The transcript is spliced from 22 exons. Gene Ontology annotation, biological process: regulation of microtubule cytoskeleton organization. NCBI's taxonomy places the organism in Eukaryota, Metazoa, Chordata, Actinopteri, Anguilliformes, Anguillidae. Gene Ontology annotation, cellular component: basal cortex. The coding region runs from base 777 to 4643 and encodes 1288 amino acids.
GGAAAAUGCUUAGUCUUUCAGUGCUUUAAUAGCCUACUGAAAGUGAAAUGUUCGCAACAGUAAUGUGCAUUAACUAGUGACGUGUUCAAUGUAGGUACACGUUCAUUCAGUACCAACAUUUUAGGUUUUUUAUUCGAAAAUAAAAAAAUAUUUUUUUAUUUGCAGCAAAAACAAAGGAAGGCAUAUCCUCGCCUUUGUCAGAGACAGAAAGGAAACUUCCUGAGACAUUUCUGAAAACGCAGGGCCGGGCACUUAUCCCGAGGAUAUGGCUUCCUGUUUACCCUGGAAAAGGUCCCUCUUUCCAAGUGGAAGAAACCCAAUGUAUCCAAGCUCUUGCUCGAUGCACGCGUAACUACUUAAACUGAAGACGGUCUAGCGAUUAUUACACAGAAUCGCGCCUGCUACGCGGUCCCACUGCGGCUCUUGACAGCGUGGAUGACAAUACUCAGGGACAGCCAUUACGGCCGGUGGAACACUCCCAAUUCUCUGCCAACACAUACCUCCCAAUAAAUUGCUCCAGUUAUUGUAUGUCGACGCAGACGAAGAGGCGGCGACGUUGAUCGGCUUCGAAGUAUUGGAGAUGAACUGGCAGGUCGCAACGUGCUAACUGCGGACCGGUACCUAUGGAAGACUGUUCAGCACUGCUGACAACUUGGAUACUAACGGGAGGGAACGUAUCGGAUUCUUCGGUGCUUGCUUUUUGACAACUAUCGGAUUUACACUUUUACUGAUUUCUGUAAAAAAUAAUACCCAACUUAAACGAACACAUUUAAACGAUGGACAUCGAAGCAGGCAUCAGACUAGAGAGCCAGAUCCAAAUAGAGUCUGACCAGCACAGCCCUGUCCCUCCCACACCUGGAACCCCUGUGCAGAGCUCAUCCUUGGACUUGAUUGAUACUGGGAAAGGUCUGAAGGUACAGCCAGCCACACCCCAUUUGGUCAGCCUGGGAAGUGGCCGUCUCAGUGUGGCAAUCACCCUGCUGCCACUCAAUGAAGGGACAACCCGAAUUGGGAGAGAGGAUGCACCAAUACCCCAGGACAUAACCAUAGAAGGUCCUGGGAUUGAGGCAGAGCAUUGCCGAAUUGAGAACCAUGGAGGAGUCAUCACCCUGGACCCCUGUGGAAACCUGUGUGCCCUUGAUGGUGUUCCAAUCACUAAAGCCACCCUGCUGACCCAAGGUUACACAGUCUGUCUGGGUAAAUCCUACUUCUUCCGCUUCAACCAUCCUGAGGAGGCCAGACGAAUGAAGAGCAUGCUGCCGCAGAAGAGCCCUGUGUCGUCCAUCGGAUAUGGAUCAGACAGUCUGAAGUUUGACUACCGCGAGAGAGCAGGUGUGUCCAGUACACAGUCAGCGCGGGGGGUACGGUCGGGGGCAGAACUCCAGGAGUUGAUGGACACGUUGCAGCGCAGGAAGUUGGCGUUGGAGUCGACCCUACGAGCCAAUGGCAGUUGUGGCCCCUCCUACCUCAGCAUGUCCCAGUCCCCGCCUAUCAGCCCCAACCCCCUGUCCUCCACACUUGGUUACCAGGAGCAGAGCUGGAGGCACUGCAGCAGCGACCGCCCGCCUAUUUCCCUCAAGGUGUCCUCCUAUCUGCCCCCAUCGCCCCGGCACAGUGCCACUGAUGCCCGACAGAGGGACAGGGACCGCCCCCUCAGCCCCACCCACCUGCUCCCCUAUCCCCGCUCCGGCUCCCGGAACUGGUCCCAGGACAGCCUGUUCCUGUCAGCGUCAGCUGAUGGGCGGCGCCUUCCGGGAGGCGGGUCCCUGCUCUCCAUGUGGAACGGCUCCUCCAUGACCGACACCCUCCCCCCGACACCCAGGGGCAACACCGGGCCGGCCAGCAUGCCCUCCAGCCCCCGGCUGGCACGGAGGCUCCUUUUCCAGGAAUCCGGGCGUGGGGUGCGGGACGGGGACGAAGCCCUGGACCCGGGGCCCAGGCAGAGGAAGUACUCGGCGGGGUCCCUCACCGGCAUGGGAGCCUACAGCCGCUCGCUGCCCCGCCUCUACAAAUCGGCCGACAGCCAGCCCCUCUCCCUGCCCCCCCGCCGCUCCCUGGGCACCCACAACGGGGACACGGCCUCUGUCCCGCUGUCCUCAAAAUCCAGGCGAAGCCUGCCCUCCCUGGAGCACCCGCCGGAUGUCACGGUCCCCGCCAGCGUCCCCACCAGCCCCCGCGCCGCCGCCAAGGCCGGCCUCUUCUCCUCGGGGUCCCACUCGGACCUGGAGCGCAGCGGCCUGCGCAGCCCCUCGCCUUCCCUGGACCUGGGCCUGGGGGAGCGGAGGCUGUCCUUCGGCAAGGCGGGGGUGGGGCUGGGCGGCCUCAGGGAACGGCGGGGCAGCAUCAGCUCUCUCAGCGGGAAGGAGGAGCUGAGAGACUACCACCAGCGUCAGAGAGAUGAGAGGCUGCGUGAGCAGGAGGUCGAGAAGCUGGAGCGUCAGCGUUUGGAGACGAUCCUCAGCCUGUGCUCGGAGCUGGGCCGCCCGGAGAGGGAGCAGGCCGGGUCCACCGUGGCGGACCUGCAGCACAUCAACAAGGAGCUGGAGAAGCUGCAGGUGUCCGACGACGAGUCUGUGUUCUCCGAAGUGCCGGGCACCUCGCCGGAGAACGGCUACGAGGCCAAGCGGCAGUUCCGCCAGCGCAGGCACAGCGGCCACCGGGAGGCCAGGGCCCCGUCGCCCUCCGUCAGCCUCCGGGCCUCCGCCCCGUCCCCCUCCCCGCGCCUCAUCAGAACGCAGGUGUCAGAAGUAUCAGAGGAUGGGCAGCUGAAGCAGGAGGUCACCCGUAUUGAGGAAGAGAGGAUCCAGGUGCUAAACAACAUGGAGGAGCUGGAACAGAAGAUCAAAGACUUGGAUAACCAGAUGGAAGAGUCCAUCCGUGAGAUGGAGGUUGAGCGUGCCCUUCUAGAAGGAGAGCAGGAUGCUGAGGUGGCCCAGUUGCAGCAGGAGAAGGAGGUCCUUGAUCAGCUGAAGGAGAAGAUGACAGAAAUGGAGAAGAAUGUACAGGAGAAAAAGUCCCAGGAGAAAGCACAGCUCGAUGCUGAAAGAGAAAAGGUAGAGAGGCUGGCAGAGCAGGUCUCUGAACAGAAGACCCAGCUGGACACCUGUCCCGAGGCACUCAAGGAGCAGCUCCAGCAGCAACUGUCCAGGGAUACAGACACCCUGGAGGUGGAGAAGAAACGGUUUGAGGAUCUGGAAUUCCAAAAGCUGGAGCAGGAGAGCCAUCAGGACGAGGAGAAGGAGACGAUGACACAGCAGCUGCUCAAAGAGAUCGCGGAGUACCAGCGCAGCACCGUCACACGCAAGGAGAGACUUAUGACCCUUAAGAAACAAUCCACCCAGAUUAGCCAGCAAUCUCAAAGGGAGAAAGACAGCUUCCUGAAGGAGAGGAGCAACCUGCUGAUGAUGCUGCAGCGGGAGAAAGAGAACCUGGAGGCUCUGGAAAAGAAGUACACAGACCUCACCGGGGGGCAAAGCUUCCCAAACAACCCCAUCAGCAUGAAAGAGCACUUCCGAACCCUGGAGGAAAGGAAGAGGUCAGGGAAGGAGGAGGGGUCCCAGAUGAGUGACACGCUGCCUCGCAAGAAGAUCCAGCCAUCUGCCUCGCCCCAUUUCAGCAACGCCACUCUGGGGCGCAGCAUCACCCCCAAACAGGUCCACAUGCCCCUAUCUCAGAGCUCAAGCUGUGGAAGCGUCCUGCCCCGUGCCCUCACUAUAUCCCCCAAGGAUCUGGACCACCGACACAUGCACAAGGGCUAUACACAGCUCUACCUGAAUGAGGAGCUCAGGCAGAGGCAGAGACUAAGCGAUCUGAGCAGCAGGACUGUCUCCGAAUCCAAUGUUUACCUGGAUUCACUGCACUGCCGGGACAAUGGACAUGCCUUUGACACCCUGAGCAUGGAUAGCUCUGACAGCAUGGAGACCAGCAUCUCUGCCUGCUCUCCUGACAAUGUGUCCAGUGCCAGCAUGUCCAACAUGAUCAAGAUGGAGGAGAUGGAGAGGCUGCUGAGGGAAGCCCAGGCCGAGAAGCACCGGCUCCUCGAGCACCGGGAGCGUGAGAUGGAAGUGCGCAGGCAGGCGCUGGAGGAGGAGCGGAGGCGCAGGGAGGACUUGGAGAAACGUCUGCAGGAGGAGACCAGCAGGAGGCAGAAACUCAUCGAGAGAGAAGUGAAGCUUCGCGAGAAACAGAGAGCUCAGUCCCGGCCGCUGACCCGGUACCUCCCGGUCAGGAAGGACGACUUUGACCUUCGCGCUCACAUCGAGUCUGCCGGACACAAUACAGACACGUGCUACCACGUUUCACUGACUGAGAAGACCUGCCGUGGUUUCCUAGUCAAGAUGGGUGGCAAGAUCAAGACCUGGAAGAAGCGUUGGUUUGUCUUUGAUCGCAACCGCCGGACCCUGUCUUAUUACUCAGAUAAGCAUGAGGCCAAGAUGAAGGGAGUCAUCUACUUCCAAGCUAUCGAAGAAGUGUAUUACGACCACUUAAAGAACGCUCACAAGAGCCCCAACCCAUCCCUGACAUUCAGCGUGAAGACGCACGACCGUGUUUAUUACAUGGUGGCCCCGUCUCCUGAAGCCAUGCGCAUCUGGAUGGACGUGAUUGUGACUGGGGCCGAGGGGUACACCCAUUUUCUGGUGUAAGCUUUCCUAGUCGCUGUUUACUCUCUGGACCGCCACUCACCAGAGAGGAAGUUUCGCAGUGCCCCAAAAGUAAUGGAUGACCAUCUCAAUACUGGGCACAACCUUUGCUUGUGACCUCUUUUUGAUUUUUUUUUUUUCUUUGAUGUUAUCCAUGAUGUUAUUCUAGUGCCUUAUCUCCUUUAUUAGAAUUAUUAUGUGCUUUGAGGAUCCGUGCCAAAGCAGAUGGGGUGUUCUGAAACUUUCAGAACAUUUUCACCUCAGAACAAAGAGACUGAAUCAUGUUGUCAUGUGCUAUGCCCUCAGUGAAAAAGAAUGGUGCCAGCGACAGACUGUGAUGCCACUGGGUUUAAAGAAGGAUUAUUGCACACCCUGGAUGUGUUUGAUCACACAUGUUGGUUAAUUUUGUAUAGCCGCAGUGAUGAUGAUUAUUAAUGUGUGUGUACGGACAGGAGCGUCACCACUGUGACAUGAACCGGUCCUUUUUGUUGAUGUGACUCAUUUCAUGUUUAACAGGAAGUGAGGAAUGAGUCAUCAUCGCAGUAGAACGCUCUUUAUAAAAGUGCUUUAUCUUCCUGUAAGUGAUAACUGAGUUGUGUGUUUGUGGUGGAUUGUGUAUGCCACAGUAAAUGUUUUUCACAAGCACAAUAAUAGCAUUUUGAGGACUAGACUUGCACAGAAAAAGAUGCCCAUUGCACAUUGUUUUAACAGUCCCUCUAUCAGUGCUUUGGGUACCAGUGGCCAUAUCUUUUCCUUUUUGCUCAAUAUGUCGCACUGUUUGCAUUACUGAACAGAACAGUGUUGACAGUAGUAUUGAAUGCUGUUUUCAUCUAUGAAUAUCUCUCGUACAACUUUUCUGCAGUGUAAUGCUGUUGUAUUUUUGUACACAAUAGUUUUUUGACAAUAGAUUCUACUCUUAUCAAUUUCAAUAGUAACUGAAGGCUCUCCCAUGAGCUGCUGGCAGGAAUAAUGAACUACCUGCCAAGAGGGAAAGCGCGUGUGUGUGUGUGUGUGUGUGUGUGCAUGCAUGUGUGUGUGCUUGUGCAUGCGAGAGAGAGCGAGCGAGAGA